AUGGCCGACGGACUUCAGAUGGGCAACCUGUCCCUCCAGGACUCUCAACACGCUCCCCAGGGCGGACCCCCCGGUCGUGCUGCUUACAUUCCUCCUCACCUCCGCGGACGCAACGCCGGCGCCAGCGUGGGUGGCCCUGCCCCUCCUCCUGGACCUGCUGCUGGUUUCUCUGGCCCUAGGGACGCCCGUGGCCGCGUCGGUAACUGGGCUAACGCUAAUGCUCCCAACUUUAGUCCCCGAGGUCCUGCAAAUGGUAAGCCCAGCUGGAACCCAAAUGCACAAGACGUGCCACUCCGGCCAUUCGAUCCAUAUGCUUACGGACAUCCAGGACACGGCGGCUCAUACGGCGGUGGUGGUAACUUUGCCAGUGGUGGUGGCGGCGGUGCUGCUCGCGGCUCUGGCGAUGGUCAGUGGCGCGAUGGCAAGCACAUUCCCGGACCUGCGAACCCUCGUUUGGAACGUGAGCUUUUCGGUCUGGGUCAGGACGACCCCUCCAAGCAACACACCGGUAUCAACUUUGCCAACUACGACGAUAUCCCCGUUGAGGCAUCAGGCCAAGAUGUGCCUGAGCCUGUCAACGCCUUCACUAACCCUCCCCUUGACGACCACCUGAUCUCUAACAUCAAGCUUGCAAGCUACGUUACUCCCACUCCCGUCCAAAAGUACUCUAUUCCCAUUGUCAUGGGUGGCCGCGAUUUGAUGGCCUGUGCCCAGACCGGUUCCGGAAAGACUGGUGGUUUCUUGUUCCCCAUUCUGUCUCAGGCUUUCCAGACUGGCCCCUCUGCCGCUCCCCAGCAGGCUGGCGGCGGUCAGUUCUAUGGCCGUCAACGCAAGGCCUAUCCCACCUCCCUCAUUCUCGCCCCUACCCGUGAGUUGGUUUCCCAGAUUUUCGACGAGGCUCGCAAGUUCGCCUAUCGCUCUUGGGUUCGCCCUUGCGUCGUGUAUGGUGGUGCCGACAUUGGUUCCCAACUGCGCCAGAUCGAGCGUGGCUGCGAUCUUCUGGUUGCCACUCCUGGUCGUCUCGUCGAUUUGAUUGAGCGCGGUCGUAUCUCGCUUGUCAACAUCAAGUACCUUGUUCUCGACGAGGCUGAUCGCAUGCUGGACAUGGGUUUCGAACCUCAAAUUCGCCGAAUUGUUGAGGGUGAGGAUAUGCCUCGCGUUGAGGACCGUCAGACCCUCAUGUUCUCAGCCACCUUCCCCCGUGACAUCCAGAUGCUGGCGCGCGACUUCCUGAAGGACUACAUUUUCCUCUCGGUCGGUCGUGUCGGUUCUACCUCUGAGAACAUCACUCAGAAGAUCGAGUAUGUCGAGGACGCCGACAAGCGUUCCGUUCUGUUGGACAUUCUCCACACUCACGGUACUACCGGUCUGACUCUGAUCUUCGUCGAGACCAAGCGUAUGGCCGACUCGCUUUCCGACUUCUUGAUCAACCAGCGAUUCCCCGCCACUGCCAUUCACGGUGACCGUACUCAGCGCGAGCGUGAGCGUGCUCUGGAAAUGUUCCGUAACGGACGUUGCCCAAUCUUGGUCGCGACCGCUGUCGCUGCUCGUGGUCUCGAUAUCCCUAACGUCACCCACGUCAUCAACUACGACCUGCCCACUGAUAUUGAUGACUACGUUCACCGUAUCGGUCGUACUGGUCGUGCCGGUAACACCGGUAUUGCGACUGCCUUCUUCAACCGCGGCAACCGUGGUGUUGUCCGCGAGUUGAUCGACUUGCUGAAGGAGGCCCACCAGGAGGUUCCCUCUUUCCUGGAGAGCAUUGCUCGCGAGGGUAGCGGCUAUGGUGGUCGUGGUGGUCGCAGCGGACGAGGCCGUGGUAGCUCCAACGCUACCCGUGAUGUCCGUCGCUUCGGCGGUGGCAUGGGUGGUCAAUCCUCCUUUGGUGGUAACGCCUACGGCGGUGCCCCCUCGUUCGGUGGCUCUGGCGGCUACGGUGGCUGCUCCUUCGUACGGUGGCCCCGGCGGUGCUGGCUACGGUGGUGGUGCCGGUGGCUACGGUGGCGGUAG
Penicillium oxalicum is the source of this 2010-nucleotide messenger RNA. RefSeq names its product DEAD/DEAH box helicase. Gene Ontology annotation, cellular component: nucleus. The coding region runs from base 1 to 2010 and encodes 669 amino acids. NCBI's taxonomy places the organism in Eukaryota, Fungi, Ascomycota, Eurotiomycetes, Eurotiales, Aspergillaceae. The record is from RefSeq and is a predicted model, not a curated record. The transcript is spliced from 2 exons. Gene Ontology annotation, molecular function: RNA helicase activity; RNA binding; ATP binding.